UUACAUAUUCCUACUAAUUUACAGCUUUCUUGUAGCAAGAGUCUCUGCGCUAAACCGCGGACGGAGGGACGGACGGACGGACGGACGGACGGAUGGGCGGACAGACGGACAUGACAAUACUAUAAGCGUUCCUUGUGUACUACGGAACCCUAAAAAAAGUGUAAAAAAAAAUAGUGAAUCAUUGAAUACCCAGCGCCAUAAAAGUCUUAUCGUUUAAUUGAAAAGUAAUAGGGAAUAGUAGUAAUUUAAAAAGAUAUAGUUUUGUAAAAGUGUUACCAAAAAAAUGCACUAUAGUUUGCGCGAGGCCAAAAUCGGAACUAAUCAAAAGUGUUAUCUCCUAUCUGUCUAUCUCUAUCUAUAUCUUGGCGGGUAAAAGACAUCACUAACGCUGUCAACAUUAUUGCGCCGCCAGUCGGGCGCAGACUUAUCUUGUGCACUAUCUUAUCUUACCUUUGUUAUUGUAUAUUGGCCAAUAUUGCCCAAAAUACAGGUAGAGAGCGCGCAAGAUUGGGCAAUAUUGCCCAAAAUAUUUUCUUCUGUUCUUAAAUUUUUGCACGUGCUCACAAAAAAUGUGAUUGUGCAAAAAGCCUAUAACGAAAAUUUAACUAUAUCGAAUGUAGUAUUCGGGUAUUCCUCAACAUGACCGCCGCCUUAGAUCGACUAUUCAAGACAAAAGUCUGUGUCGUUUAAGCGAAGGAUCCAGUCAUUCGCUACGCGGUGCUACGAGAGAACGUCGGCAGUUAUAUUGUUUUGAGUUACAAUCUUCUGUUUACCUUUCUGUUUAUCCAUCUAAUUUGCUACAAUUCUAAAAAGUAGAGUUAAUUCCUAAAACUAUUGAAAAUAGAGAAGCUUUAAAAACUUUAUAAAUACAAAAAAAAGCUUUUAGUUUUCAUUUUAAACAGCGUUUUUUAAAAAUCCACGGAUGCUGAUUAAUGCGAGAAAAUACCACGAUAAUGCUAUUUAAAAAACUAAGAUAAAACUACUGAAAGAAUAUAUGAAACUUAAUAAGUUCGAGAUGACGCUAAAAGAUCUUCGAGUGCUUAAUCACAGAAUGAAAUAACAAUUAACUAUGAAGGGGAAAACAAACAUUCGCACACAUUAACGGGCGUCGCGUGUCUAGAGGGGUUAAAGUUUCGCCGGCGUAAUAUGCCAGCGCUCUGGCAGUCAUCCCAGCACCCUAUGUACAUUAGAACUGUAUGGGUGGACGGCUUUCGACACGCUAUCUUGACACAGGACGACCCCCAUUUCCUAAAAUUGGCCGCCAAAAGGCGACGACCGAGUUCAACAGCGAGCUACGCAAAAUCCGCAACAAACAGAAGCAUCAUCAGCUCGCUGAGCCAUCACGAAGACUUAGGAGAGUGCUUAAGGAAUCUAAACCUUGCGAUACGAAGCAGUAGAUACACAAACACAGCUGAAAGCAAACCCCACAUUGAAAAGCUUGAUCUAUGUGAUGUGGAAAAUUCUGAAGACGAAAUUAUCGUUAAAACACCUCCGCAGCCUGUGUGCCACUUAAAUAAUUUUAGAUUCGAUUUAGAAGCUGAUAACAUGAGGACUGUUAAAAGCAAUCGAACAGCUCGAAAUGACGUCAAAGAGAGCACCGAAUUAUCAGACAGAGUGCUACAGUGGUUGGAUUUAGCAGGGAAAGUCAAUCUUUUAACUGUCAACAACGUCGAAAGAAUGUCUCAACCGAGGCACAGUUGGCCGGAAAUACAGAGGCGGAAUCUGACGAAGUCUAAAACAGCGACAGAGUUAAGAGCGAGAGAAGUAAAAGUCGAUGGUAAAAUAAGUGGGCCUAUCGAUCGACAGGAGUAUUACAUGCCGACAUCGGCAAAUACGAUAGAAAACUACGCGCGACAGUCACGGAAUGUGAAAUGCACGCCACGUCACGACAUCAAGUUAAAGGAAAACAAAAAGGUCAAAGACAUGAGGGCCAGUGUGAUGGAAACGCGACAGAAAAUGGUCUCUGAAAGGAACGCUAUGGAGAAACAGUACGCUGAAAUGGUCAGCAAGAAGUUAUUACCCGACGUUGGGAAGACUAAGAAGCAAGUGCACAUAUUUAUGCCAGAGGCGUUGACUAAAAAAUUUGCAUCCAACACGUCGAGUAUUGCAGAGAGUUUGUUGUCGCAGAAAUGUAAUCUUUCAUCAGUGAAUCAGGCAGCAAAAUGAAAUCGCGCUAUUUAACCAACGAAUUAAUGAUUAUUGAUUUGAAUGGUAGAAAGGCCUUUGGGUGCUAGAUUCUUCCAUACGAGUAUAACGCUCCCUGCUAACAUACGCUAUAAGUAACGUUUAGUUUAUGCUUUAUUAAAAUUUUACUACAAUAAGUAUUUUUUUGUGGAUAAGUAUUUCGCUAAUGAACCGAAAGACAUACACAUGACGAUGGUGACAUACUUCAUCUUAGGCUGAAAGUUUGUUAGACUUUGGCCUACCUAUACCAGCCAAUUACCAGAGUUAGGACCGUGAUGGCAUUGAAAAGUCAAGGUCA
This is a messenger RNA of Bicyclus anynana (squinting bush brown), 2482 nucleotides long. RefSeq lists its product as uncharacterized. NCBI's taxonomy places the organism in Eukaryota, Metazoa, Arthropoda, Insecta, Lepidoptera, Nymphalidae. The record is from RefSeq and is a predicted model, not a curated record. Bases 1147 to 2166 code for a protein of 339 amino acids. The transcript has 2 exons.